Messenger RNA from Aureobasidium musti, 672 nucleotides. Lineage: Eukaryota; Fungi; Ascomycota; Dothideomycetes; Dothideales; Saccotheciaceae. The record is from the annotation of a GenBank genome assembly.
AUGGAGCCAAUUCAGACACCUGCUGUCGAACACAAUCCUCCCUCUCUGCCGGCCUCUCCUGAUCCUAAGAGAGUUAAGAACAUUGAGCCCGCAAAUCUCUCAGUCGCCUCAAUAUUGAACGACCCAGCAGCUACUCCCACUCCAGACUCUCCUUCUCACAAGCACCAAAACACAGACAUGUCUGCCUCCGCUACUCAUCUCCCUCCAAUGAACCUCGAACCCCCUCCACCAGCACUCCAGAUCAAGCUCCUCUCAGCAACAGCACGCGCUCCUACCCGUGGCAGUGCAUUUGCUGCCGGCUAUGAUCUCUAUGCAUCAAAGAGCACCACCGUACCUGCCAGAGGAAAGGUGCUUGCCGACACCGACAUCUCGAUCGCUGUACCUGCCGACACCUACGGCAGAGUAGCCCCUCGCUCUGGACUUGCUGCAAAGCACUCAAUCGAUGUCGGUGCUGGUGUCAUUGAUGCUGAUUACCGUGGUCCACUCAAGGUCUUGCUCUUCAACCUUGGCGAGACCGACUUUGCCAUCAAUGAAGGAGACAGAAUUGCACAGCUGAUCAUCGAGAGAAGUGUACGCGGUGCUGGAGGCUUCGGCUCAACUGGUGGCUUUGCCAACAUUAUCCCUCCUGUCAAUCCCCCAGCCAACGGAGGCGCACCAAUUAACGGCAACUAG